AGCAUCUCCACCUUUGCUCAUACCAUGUCUUUCCGUAUCGCCCCCAGUGCUCGCCCUGAACUUACCACCAAGUCGACUUUCGACACAUCACACUCCGAAUUCGGUAGUCAUGACACACUUCGUUACGGUACUCGUUCAAUCAAGACAGAGGUCACACCUGGCCACCCCCUCGAGCACAGACUUAGCCAGUGGGGAGAGACACAAUGGGAACUUAAGUUGAACAUGGCACGCCAGACCUAUGGUAUGCAUGCUCCAAUUCGCAUGAUGAUGGAGAGAAGUUUGGUCGGAAAGCACGGUCGCAUGCCUGUACUGCCAUCUUCAAACCUUCAUAUGGAUAUUUUGAUGGGAAAGGAUGAGACUAUCGACUAUGAAGAUUUCUUGAAUGAUCCUUCCCUGUCUACUGACAUGUUGGAUAUCCAUGCCGCUAUGGAGAAGAAGCUCAACCUUUAAAUGGAUCUCCAACAAACUUUUUUUUUCACUAUGAUGUCCUAAAGAAAUAUAUCGCCAAUAAAAUAAACCAAGAUUGAUUGAUUAAAAUGCUUU
This is a messenger RNA of Phycomyces blakesleeanus NRRL 1555(-), 543 nucleotides long. RefSeq lists its product as hypothetical. The coding region runs from base 25 to 450 and encodes 141 amino acids. Gene Ontology annotation, biological process: proteasome assembly. The transcript has 5 exons. Lineage: Eukaryota; Fungi; Mucoromycota; Mucoromycetes; Mucorales; Phycomycetaceae. The record is from RefSeq and is a predicted model, not a curated record. Gene Ontology annotation, cellular component: cytoplasm; nucleus.